This is a messenger RNA of Acomys russatus (golden spiny mouse), 2102 nucleotides long. RefSeq names its product purinergic receptor P2X 3 (gene P2rx3). The coding region runs from base 766 to 1959 and encodes 397 amino acids. Gene Ontology annotation, molecular function: purinergic nucleotide receptor activity; ATP binding; extracellularly ATP-gated monoatomic cation channel activity. NCBI's taxonomy places the organism in Eukaryota, Metazoa, Chordata, Mammalia, Rodentia, Muridae. The record is from RefSeq and is a predicted model, not a curated record. Gene Ontology annotation, cellular component: plasma membrane; nuclear inner membrane. Gene Ontology annotation, biological process: response to ATP; monoatomic cation transmembrane transport. The transcript is spliced from 12 exons.
ACCACUGCUGUCAACUGAAGCUAGAAAUAAGUGACUUUCCACUUUGCAGUAGUAAAACCUGUAGUCACAGCCCUCUGAGACUGAGGCAGAGGAAUUGUGAAUUUGAAUCAUAGCAACAUAGCAAGUUUGAGACCAGCUAAGCAACUUAAUGAGAUUCUGGAGGGCGGAAAGGAGGGGAUGGUAGGAAAUGUGUGACUCUUCCUCCCAGGAGACUAGAAUUGUCAAGAACCCUUUCUCCCCAUUUGCGCUAUUAGGUAGAAAUGAGCAGACACUCAAAGUGGAGUUCUUGGCUCAGACAGAUGAGCAAGCUCAGGAAUGGGCUGUUACAAGGGGCUUUGGAGACUACAAAGCAGCUGGCAAGCUGUGGGAGAGAGACACAGCAUAAGAGAACAGAAUAGAAACAGUAGACAGAGUGCAGAUAAAACGCGAAUCCCAGAGGGCCCUAGCCAGCUGCAUCCCAGGCAAUCUGGAGCCCAGGAUUGGAGACCCCACCCCUGCUGUGACAUCACAGGGGAGUGGAGUGGAGGCGAAUAAAAAGGUGGUCCGCCGCCCUGGCCUUGGACUAUUGGCAGCCAGAUUGUCAAGAGGAGAAAGAGGCUAGGCACUGGCUACAGUUGCCUGGCUUACAGGAACCGGCUCCCUUCCUCAAGCCCCACUAAGCGGGUCGGCUCCAGACCUUAAUCUCUGUCUCCCAGUCCUAAGGUCCCCUCUCUCCUUGGGCUGUCACCCACAGCCCUUCUGAGUGGCACUGAGCACUUGCUCAGUAUGAACUGUAUAUCAGACUUCUUCACCUACGAGACCACCAAGUCCGUGGUUGUGAAGAGCUGGACCAUUGGCAUCAUCAACCGAGCUGUCCAACUGCUGAUCAUCUCCUACUUUGUGGGGUGGGUUUUCUUGCACGAGAAGGCCUACCAAGUGCGGGACACCGCCAUUGAGUCCUCAGUAGUAACAAAGGUGAAAGGCUUCGGACGCUACGCCAACAGAGUCAUGGACGUGUCGGAUUAUGUGACCCCACCCCAGGGCACCUCUGUCUUUGUCAUCAUCACCAAAAUGAUCGUUACUGAAAAUCAGAUGCAAGGAUUCUGUGCAGAGAAUGAGGAGAAGUAUCACUGUGUGUCUGACAGCCAGUGUGGGCCUGAGCGCUUCCCAGGUGGGGGGAUCCUCACCGGUCGCUGCGUGAACUACAGCUCUGUCCUCCGCACCUGUGAGAUCCAGGGCUGGUGCCCCACCGAGGUGGACACCGUGGAGAUGCCUAUCAUGAUGGAGGCUGAGAACUUCACGAUUUUCAUCAAGAACAGCAUUCGUUUCCCUCUCUUCAACUUCGAGAAGGGAAACCUCCUGCCCAACCUGACGGCCAAGGACAUAAAAACCUGCCGCUUCCACCCGGAAAAGGCCCCGUUUUGCCCCAUCUUGCGGGUAGGGGAUGUAGUUAAGUUUGCUGGGCAAGAUUUUGCCAAGCUUGCUCGCACGGGUGGAGUUCUGGGCAUUAAGAUCGGCUGGGUGUGCGACCUGGACAAGGCCUGGGACCAGUGCAUCCCCAAGUACUCUUUCACUCGUCUGGAUGGAGUUUCUGAGAAAAGCAGUGUUUCCCCUGGCUACAACUUCAGGUUUGCAAAAUACUACAAGAUGGAGAAUGGCAGCGAGUACCGCACACUCCUGAAGGCUUUCGGCAUCCGCUUUGAUGUGCUGGUGUAUGGAAACGCUGGCAAGUUCAACAUCAUCCCCACCAUCAUCAGCUCCGUGGCUGCCUUCACCUCUGUGGGAGUGGGCACUGUUCUCUGUGACAUCAUCCUGCUCAAUUUCCUCAAAGGGGCCGAUCACUACAAAGCCAGGAAGUUCGAGGAGGUGAAUGAAACGACACUGAAGGGUGCCACCUCGACCAACCCAGUGUUCCCCAGUGACCAGGCCACUGUGGAGAAGCAGUCCACAGACUCGGGGGCCUACUCCAUCGGUCAUUAGAGCCUCUUCCUGGGGUCCCAGGCUCAUGCUGGGGCUGCAGAACCUUCAACGAGUCACUCUAUCUUGGCCGACUGGGUGGGAUUGGGGAGAAAGGGGAGCUCUCAUUUCUGUUGCUCACCCGAAGGCCAGAGCCAAGUAUCAGC